This is a messenger RNA of Ectocarpus siliculosus, 570 nucleotides long. The record is from the annotation of a GenBank genome assembly. NCBI's taxonomy places the organism in Eukaryota, Phaeophyceae, Ectocarpales, Ectocarpaceae.
AUGCUGGACGUCGUCAAGGCCGGGAUGACGCUCUUGUCCGAAGAAGCCGCGAGGAUAUCGGGAUCGGACAAGCCCUUAGACGCCGAUAGCCUGCUGCCUCUGCUCGUCCAUUCCCUGGCGCACGCGAACCUCCCGCGAGUCCACGAGGCGCUGAAUUUUCUCAGAAAUUUCCAGGGCGCUGGUUGGGGAGGGGAGCAGGAGUACUACGUGACGUGCCUCGAGGCCGCGGUUUCUUUCGUGCUAGGCUGGGGGGCUGCUGCCGACCCCAACGCCGACGGGGAUGACGGCAACAACAACAACAAGGAUGGCGACAAUACCACCACCGACAGCACCAAAGGGUCGAAGGCGGAGGCGGGGAAGAAACUAUUUGGUCGAGGGGAUGGCAGUGGUGGUAGUAGUAGCGGUAACGAGGCAACGGCUGCGGGAAGACGGGCGGCACGGCAGGCGGGAGAAGAGGAGGAAGAGCCGGACAAGGGCCGGGAAGCCUUGGUCCGCCUCGGAAUUUUCUUGGAAAAGCACGAGGUUCAGGAGGACACGGUGGACGUCUUGUCCUCCGCCGGUUGGCUCUGA